AUGAAGGGCCUACUCUUAUCUCUACUUCCAUUGCUGGCGGCAGGCUCGCCAGUCCUCGUCGAUACCAUCCACAAUGAUGCCGCCCCUAUCGUCUCCUCUUCUAAUGCGAAGGAGAUUCCAGACUCCUAUAUGGUCGUCUUCAAGAAGCAUGUCACCGAGCGAGAUGCAAGCGCUCACCACAGCUGGGUCCUUGAUACUCAUUCGUCACAUGAGGCUCGCAAGCUUGAGCUUCGGAAACGCAGCCAGGUCUCAUUGGCGGAUGACACCGUAUUCGAAGGAUUGAGACAUACAUACAACAUUCCCGGCGGGUUUUUGGGUUACGCUGGUCACUUCGACGAAGGCGUCAUUGAGCUGGUCCGCAGGCACCCAGAUGUUGAAUACAUCGAACGUGACUCCCAAGUCCAGACCAUGAACCACACUCCUGCCCUCGAGAAGAAUGCUCCCUGGGGUCUUGCGCGUAUCUCUCACCGUGACGCCCUCGGCUUUGGGGACUUUAAUAAAUAUCUCUACUCGGAGGACGGCGGCGAAGGUGUUGACGCUUACGUCAUCGACACUGGCACCAACAUCGACCACGUGGACUUCGAGGGCCGCGCCAGCUGGGGCAAGACAAUCCCAGCCGGUGACGAAGACAUUGACGGAAACGGACACGGCACACACUGCUCUGGUACAAUCGCUGGCAAGAAGUUUGGUGUUGCAAAGAAAGCCAACAUCUACGCCGUCAAGGUGUUGAAGAGCAACGGAUCUGGAACAAUGUCGGAUGUCGUCAAAGGUGUCGAGUGGGCUGCAAAUGCUCACUCCGAGUCUAUCAGCGCUGCAAAGAAGGGCAAGAAGAAGAACUUCAAGGGCAGUGUCGCCAACAUGAGCUUGGGCGGUGGCAAGUCUAGGAUCCUCGAUCUCGCUGUGAACGCCGCUGUCGACGCUGGUCUUCACUUCGCUGUGGCUGCCGGAAACGACAAUGCUGACUCGUGCAACUACUCCCCAGCUGCUGCCGAGAAGGCCGUCACUGUUGGUGCUUCGACUCUGGCUGAUGAGCGCGCCUAUUUCUCCAACUACGGUACUUGCAACGACAUCUUCGCCCCUGGUCUUAACAUUCUCUCCACCUGGAUCGGAAGCAAGUAUGCCACCAACAUCAUCUCUGGCACCUCGAUGGCUUCUCCUCACAUCUGUGGUCUCCUGGCCUACUUCUUGUCUCUGCAGCCAGCUAACGACUCUGCUUAUGCCGUCGCCGCCAUCACUCCCAAGCAAUUGAAGGCCAACAUCAUCGCCAUUGCUACCGAGGGCGCGCUCUCCAAUGUCCCAUCUGACACUGCCAACAUUCUCGCUUGGAACGGUGGUGGCAAGUCUAACUUCACUGAGAUCGUUGAUGAUGGUGGCUAUUCCGUCAAUAAGUUCACUCCUGAGGAUUAUCUUUCGGAGAAGGCUUCUGAGCUGAAGGCCGAGCUGAAGCAGAUUGCCACAGAACUCGAGGCUCUUAUUGAGAAGUCAUGA
This is a messenger RNA of Cladophialophora yegresii CBS 114405, 1488 nucleotides long. Its product is annotated as subtilisin-like serine protease pepC. Lineage: Eukaryota; Fungi; Ascomycota; Eurotiomycetes; Chaetothyriales; Herpotrichiellaceae. Gene Ontology annotation, molecular function: serine-type endopeptidase activity. Gene Ontology annotation, biological process: proteolysis. The transcript is spliced from 2 exons. The record is from RefSeq and is a predicted model, not a curated record. Bases 1 to 1488 code for a protein of 495 amino acids.